AUGGUAAAGAUGGACCAAUUGAGUUACUCUGACAGUAAAACCAUUAAACAACAUAUAAUGCUUCCCCAACUUCCACCAAAACCAGAAACUCUGUCUCCACUCCCCGCUGAAAAGCAGGGGAUUUCUGCGGACCACUGUGAGAUAAUCACCAAUAUCCCCCCAGAUCUCCCAUUCCCUACACUACAUCCGGAAUAUGCAACAGACUUUUUCAAGAACAAGUAUGGCGGUGCACUGCCUAGUGUUCCAAUGCCAGACUAUAUUGAAUGGCUACCCAACCCGAAAAUUAAAGAAUUUCUGAACAAUCAGAGGUUACUUGAUGGAUAUAUUCGUGAGAUAUACCGUCCAGAGUUCCAAGAAAUAGAAGAACAUAUCAAUCAAAUUGGAGUGCAACAGAAGGAAGCUGCUGCUAAAAUCCUAGAAAAAUAUAUUGAACCUGAGACGGGGAUAUUGGCCGUUCUGCGGGAAAAUGAAAGUAAGAUCUGUGAGUAUCAUGAUAAACUAAAGGAAUUUGAUCAAGCUCAAAUUGAAAUGUACGAGUCAUUGCAAGAACUCUCGAAAUCAGGUAUCUUAGAGAUCUAUCAAAAAAGAAUACAUGACAAUGAACGUGAGUGUCAAAAUAUUUUAAAAAAAAUCGAUAAAGAUGAAAAGUUAACGGAUUCACAACUCCAAGAACUAUUAUCAGAAUAUGGACAUAUCCGUGAGAAGUGGCACUUAAACAACCUUUACGUGUCCAGCAUAAGGAGCGGCAAAAUAAAAGGUUUGUGA
Messenger RNA from Pichia kudriavzevii, 765 nucleotides. RefSeq lists its product as uncharacterized. The record is from RefSeq and is a predicted model, not a curated record. The coding region runs from base 1 to 765 and encodes 254 amino acids. The transcript has a single exon. Lineage: Eukaryota; Fungi; Ascomycota; Pichiomycetes; Pichiales; Pichiaceae.